CAGUUUUUCCUCUUUACCUUUUUUCUAAAUGAAAAACAUUAGAGUUUAUCAUGAAUUCUAAUUUUAUAUAGUUAAUUUUAAAUAUAAAUAUAUAUAUAUAUAUAUAAAUUAUUUAUUCUAUUGUUCUUGUGUUUAAUAUUUUUUUCUGCACCAUGCGUUUAAAAUUUUUUUCUGCACCAAAUUAACAUUAAUUGUUCGGUGGCGCUGCAGUGUCCUUGUAUUGAAGCAUUACAUCCAACAAUAAUGGCUCCUUAUGCAGUGGCCAUUCUUUGUGUUUUCCUUGGACUUUUGUUUACUUUCAUCUUCUGGCCUAAACACCAGAAACAUGGUUAUAAACUUCCAUCGGGACCCUGGGGUUUACCGAUCCUUGGCAACCUCUACCAAUUAGGGACCCUACCGCACCACACCCUUCGAAACUUAGCCCAAAAACAUGGACCCAUAAUGUCCAUUUGGCUAGGUAAUGUGCCAACCAUAGUAGUCUCGUCCUCUAUUGCUGCUGAGCUCUUCCUCAAGACCCAUGACUCUGUCUUUUCUUCUCGACCCCCAAAUCAAGCUGCUGAUUAUAUUCUAUAUGGAAGAAAGGGCAUUCUAUUUACUGAACAUGGUCCGUAUUGGCGCGCCGUGAGGAAACUGUGUGCUUCGCAGCUUCUGGGUUCGUCGAAAGUGGAGUCAUUUGCGCCCAUAAGGAGGGAGGAACUGGGUUGUUUGGUCCAAACACUUGAGAAAGCUGCUGUAGAGCAUGAGCUGGUAGAUCUGAGUGAGAAGAUCAGUGAAGCUAUGGAGAAUAUAAUUUUUAGGAUUGUUUUGGGACGGAGCAAAGAGGAUGGUAUGGAUUUGAAAGGGCUUGUUGAGGAGGCAUUGAAUUUGGUAGGCGCUUUCAAUCUUGCAGAUUUUGUGCCUUUCCUUGGGGCGCUUGACUUGCAGGGACUCAAAGUGAGAAUGAAGAAAUUCACAACAAACUUCGAGAAAAUCCUUGAUAAAAUUAUCAGCGAGCAUGAACAAGAUUAUGGUAGGAUGCGUCAAGAGAAGCCUAGGGACUUCAUAGAUGUGCUGCUUUCAUUGAUCAACCAACCCUUGAAUCCACACGACGAACAAGUACACAUAAUCGAACGAUCAAACAUCAAAGCUAUCUUGAUUGAAAUGCUUAUAGCUACAUAUGACACUUCCACCAUUACAAUCGAAUGGACUUUCUCGGAACUCAUGAAGAAUCCAUCGAAAAUGACCCGUCUUCAACAAGAGCUUAAAGAUGUCAUCGGAACACACCGAAUGGUGGAGGAAACAGAUUUACAAAACUUGCCGUAUUUGGAUAUGGUGGUGAAGGAGACUAUGAGAUUGCAUCCGGCAGCGCCAUUGCUUCUUCCGCGCCAAUCCACCGAGGAUAUCGCCAUCAAUGGCUAUUACAUACCGAAGAAUUCUCGUGUUUUGGUGAAUGCAUGGGCUAUUGGGAGGGACCCUAAUGUGUGGUCGGAAAAUGUGGAAGAAUUCUAUCCAGAAAGGUUCAUUGAUAGCAAGAUUGAUGUUGGAGGACAAGAUUUGGAGCUUAUUCCAUUUGGGUCUGGUCGUAGAAAAUGUCCUGGAAUGCAGUUAGGGCUCGCAACAGUUCGCUUUGUUGUGGCUCAGUUGGUGCAUUGCUUUACUUGGAAGCUUCCCAAUGGAACUCUUCCUAAGGACUUGGACAUGAGUGAGAAAUUUUUCAUCACUAGCCAACGAGUUCAUCACUUGCUUGCCUUGCCAACUUGCCGUCUUGUGCAUACUUGUCCAUGAGGACUUGUGAAUUGUGAUAUUAUAUAACUAGCAAUUUAUAAAUUGGGCGUAAUGAAUCCAAAGUGUUAUAAACUAAUAAAACAUGCAUGGAAGGUUAAUUAACUUGCAUGUUGCAAUCUAUGUUAUUAGAAGUGUAUUUACUUAUAUUAAAAUAAGGAUUUUUGUUUGGUUAAGAAGA
Molecule: messenger RNA, 1942 nt
Organism: Ziziphus jujuba (common jujube)
Lineage: Eukaryota; Viridiplantae; Streptophyta; Magnoliopsida; Rosales; Rhamnaceae
Product: cytochrome P450 CYP736A12
Molecular function (GO): oxidoreductase activity, acting on paired donors, with incorporation or reduction of molecular oxygen; monooxygenase activity; heme binding
Source: RefSeq, a predicted model, not a curated record